AUGUCGCUGUUCGAUCCACUGGGCCUCGCCACUCCCAUCACCAUACAGGCGAAGAAGAUAUUGCAGGAGACGUGGCGUACCGGUAUCGACUGGGACACCGAGCUGCAACCACGGGAAGCGGACGCCUGGCGGAGCUGGAUGGACCACGUGCGACGGCUGUCCGCGCUGGAGGUGCCGCGGUGCUACCCGGAGGUAGCCACGGCCGAUACAGCGGAGCUGCAUACAUUCGUCGACGCCAGCUCGGACGCGUACGCCUGUGCGGUGUACUGGCGGGCCGAAGGCAAACAUUUGCUAAAAAUCAGUAUCCAUCCAGUCUAG
Galleria mellonella (greater wax moth) is the source of this 318-nucleotide messenger RNA. RefSeq lists its product as uncharacterized. NCBI's taxonomy places the organism in Eukaryota, Metazoa, Arthropoda, Insecta, Lepidoptera, Pyralidae. The transcript is spliced from 2 exons. The record is from RefSeq and is a predicted model, not a curated record. Bases 1 to 318 code for a protein of 105 amino acids.